Molecule: messenger RNA, 1164 nt
Organism: Penicillium pulvis
Lineage: Eukaryota; Fungi; Ascomycota; Eurotiomycetes; Eurotiales; Aspergillaceae
Product: aspartate aminotransferase
Exons: 6
Coding region: 1-1164 (387 amino acids)
Biological process (GO): biosynthetic process
Molecular function (GO): pyridoxal phosphate binding
Source: RefSeq, a predicted model, not a curated record
AUGGUCUACGUGAAACCUUUCGUUCUCGAUAACUGGGUUCGCCAGUUCAAACCUUCGGCCAGCGCAUAUCUUCACGAUACCUGCGUGGAUCCACUAUCAUUGCAAGAACUCUCACAACUUCAGGCUUCUGACUCGUCACCCGGUCCUAUCAAUGCGUCCAAUGCCUUGCUUUAUGGUUCCGUUUUGGGAAGUCCUAGCCUUCGAGAAAAGAUUCUCUCGCUCUACGCCAGCGACGUGGCUAAUACCGCCAAAGAUUUAUCUCUUACCGUCACGCAGGGUGCCAUAUCUGCCAACUUCUUGGUCCUAGAUACACUUCUAGGUCCGGGCGACCAUGUUAUCUGCCAGUAUCCUACAUAUCAACAACUAUACGAUGUACCCCGCCGAGCGGGUGCAGAGGUAUCACUAUGGCAUACCUGCGAGGAGAAAGAAUGGAUCCCUGAUACGACUGCACUCUCGUCGCUGGUCAGGAAGAACACAAAGAUGAUAAUAAUCAACAACCCCAACAACCCGACCGGUGCAUCAAUCCCAAAUCAAGUUCUUGAGGAAAUCGUCUCCUUUGCCGAGAAACGAGGUAUAACAAUCCUCAGUGACGAGGUUUUCCGCCCCUCUCUUUCACCGUCCCACGGAGAAUCCUCCUUCGAUCAUCUCCUUCGCCGGGCGGCAUACUCACUACCAGGGAUCCGGGUUGGUUGGGUUAUCUCUCCUAGCGCGGAUAUAGUGCACCAGGUUGUCAUGGCCAGGGACUACACUACGAUUUCAGUCUCACAGGUAGACCAAGACAUCGCGACCUAUGCGCUCGAUGCCUCGGUACGAGAUAGAAUUCUUCAGCGAUCAUUAGCGGUAUGCAAACGCAACCUCUGUACACUAGAGAGAUUUAUUGCGUCGCAUGCCGACAAAUUGCGUUGGGUUAAGCCGAAUGGUGCGUCGGCGGCAUUUGUGCGGGUGAUAGAUCCCAAGACUGGUGCGCCGGUUGAUGACAAGGUCUACUGUGAGGGGCUGAUUCGUGAAUCUGGACUGUUGAUUGUGCCUGGUGGUGAGACUUUUGGUACAGAAGAUGGAAAGGACUUUAAGGGGUACUUGAGGGUGGGAUUUGUGUGUGCCCCUGAGAGGUUUGAGCAGGCGUUGAUGAUUUGGGAUGAAUACCUGAAUCGGGAGCAGAUUUAG